CGGAGCAUCCAGGACUGCAUCCUUUGCACACUUCCCUGGGAGUAAGCUCCCUUGCACAGUGGGACUUACUGCCCAUAAACACGCACAGGAUUGCAGCAGAAGAUGCUCUAGAAUUUCGUCAGCUCUGCUACUAUCACCUCCCACUCUGCCGAAACCCGAGCGACCCUACACUGCAUUUGGAUAGUUCUCUGUCCCUCUCUUUCCCAGGCCGUUUCAUUCAACCCCGUCAACCUCUUGCCGAUCAAGACACAGCUCGGCUUCCAUUCCGCAUUUUCGCCUGCUCCUUAGUUUGAACGCGCCCUGCCCCGCUCGAGGCAAAUUGCGACGCCCCCUUUCCCCGUACAGUAGCCGCGCUACUCGCUCGCUAUCAGAAGGCUGGAAACGACUCUCGGCGAAGGAUCCGGCACUUUGAGCGCAGGGGCGUGUCCUCCCUUGCUGGCCCCACCUCUUUCUUUCGGCUUUCGGUCUUGGAGCGCCACUAGGCUGUCAGAGGAAAGAGCCACCUGCUUCCGAGCGGUCGCGGUUGGCGGCUCGCUCGUUCCUCCUCCGUCGUAGAAGCUGUAGCGGCCGCUUCCUCGAGCCUCCAACUUCUUCUGCCUGCCCCCCUCCCCUUGCUCCCCGCUCGCUGGAAAGUUCCGGACCUGCUGCAGUUCUCCUUCGGAGAAGAAGCCGCUUCCGCUGCCUGGAAGAGCCCGCCCAGUCGUCCUUCCUUCCUCGCCUUCGGGAGGAGCAGCGGCCGAAGUCGCCGUUCGCCUGGCGGGGAGGCGGGAUGGAGAUGCCCUCUGCCGUCGCCUUUUGCUUUCCUUACCGGCUGCAGCGGCAACCGCCGCUGCUGCUUCUCCUGGGUUUGCUGCUGUCUGCCCUUUCCCUGCGGCCAGGACUUGGAUUAUAUACAGUAAACACAGUAUAUGGAGAUACCAUUAUUUUGCCUUGCCAUUUAGAAGUUCCUAAUGGUCUUAUGUUUGCAAAAUGGAAAUAUGAAAUUGCAAACAAGGCUUCAGAGUUUAUUGCAUUUCGAUCUGCAAAAAAAACAAAUGUACACUAUGACAAUGUACCAGAAUACAAGGACCGAAUAAGUCUUUCUGAAAAUUAUACCCUGUCCAUUAAUAACGCAAGAAUUGGAGAUGAAAAGAAAUUUGUAUGCAUGCUUGUAACUGAAGACAAUGUUUUUGAACAGGCUAUACUCGUCAAAGUUUUCAAGCAGCCAUCACAGCCUGAAAUUGUAAGUCAAGCAGAAUUUCUAGAAACAGAACAGCUAAAAAUGCUUGGGGAAUGUAUUACAGAAGAUGGUUAUCCAGAAGGAAACAUAACAUGGUUCAAGAAUGGUGCUAUUUUGCAACAUGCUGAAGAAGCUGUUGUCAUAAAUGAACAAACAGAUGUAGAUAAAGCCAGUGGACUCUACACCAUCAAAUCUUCCCUAAAAUAUAAACCAACAAAGGAUGACACUGGUGCACAGUUCACCUGCACAGUGACAUAUUUUGGGCCAACUGGACAAGAGAUGAUACGAUCAGAAUCAGCGGUCUUUGACAUUUACUAUCCCACAGAAAAGGUUCAGAUUGAGAUUCUUUCACAAAGAAAUACAAUUAAGGAAGGUGAUAACAUUACCCUAAAAUGUUCAGGAAAUGGUAAUCCUCCACCUCAGGAGUUCUUAUUUUUCAUCCCUGGAGAGCCUGAACCAAUUAGAAGUUCCAGUCUUUAUGUAUUGACUGAUGUAAGAAGAAAUGCGACAGGAGAAUACAGAUGUUCUCUGACUGAUGAAAGUUUGAUGGAUUCCACUACAGUUACAGUACAUUAUUUGGAUUUGUCACUUACUCCCAGUGGAGAAGUUAUUAAACAGAUUGGAGAAGCAUUGCCUGUAUCCUGUACAAUUUCUUCCAGUAGAAAUGCUACCGUGUUCUGGCUGAAGGAUAAUAACAGAAUGCGGUCAAGUCCUUCUUUUUCAAGUUUGCAGUACCAAGAUGCAGGAAAUUACAUCUGUGAAACAACUUUACAGGAAGUUGAAGGCUUAAAGAAAAGUCAAAUUCUGACACUGAUAGUACAAGGAAAGCCUCAGAUCAAAAUGUCAAAGAGAACCAGCACAGAUGGAUCUUAUAAAACUAUAGCCUGUCACGUAGAAGGAUUUCCCAAACCUGCAGUACAGUGGACUAGCAGUGGAGGAGUCAUAAAUAAAACAGAAGAGACUAAAUAUGUCAAUGGAAAAUUUAUUAGUAAAAUCAGAAUUGCUCCUGAAGAGAAUGUUACAUUAACCUGUAUUGCUGAAAAUCUACUAGAAAGAACUGUGACCUCUUUGAAUGUAUCUGCUAUAAGUAUUCCAGAAUCUGAUGAACCAGAAGAAAAAAAUGACGAUAAUAGGGAAAAUAUUAAUGAUCAGGCAAAAUUAAUUGUGGGAAUCGUGGUUGGUCUUCUUCUAGCAGCCAUGGUUGCAGGUGUUGCUUACUGGCUAUGCAUGAAGAAAUCAAAAUCAGCUUCAAAACAUGUAGAUAAAGAUCUUGGAAAUAUAGAGGAAAAUAAAAAGUUAGAAGAAAACAAUCACAAAUUGGAAGCUUGAAACACCAAACUAGUUGGUUACCAUUCCAG
Molecule: messenger RNA, 2577 nt
Organism: Python bivittatus (Burmese python)
Lineage: Eukaryota; Metazoa; Chordata; Lepidosauria; Squamata; Pythonidae
Source: RefSeq, a predicted model, not a curated record